This is a messenger RNA of Scaptodrosophila lebanonensis, 881 nucleotides long. RefSeq lists its product as uncharacterized. Gene Ontology annotation, molecular function: chitin binding. The transcript is spliced from 4 exons. The coding region runs from base 22 to 813 and encodes 263 amino acids. Gene Ontology annotation, cellular component: extracellular region. Lineage: Eukaryota; Metazoa; Arthropoda; Insecta; Diptera; Drosophilidae. The record is from RefSeq and is a predicted model, not a curated record.
GCAUACUAAAAUCUUUUGAAAAUGUUUUUGAUAACGCGAGGAACUGCGAACUUGGUGCUUUUUGCAAGUUUCUGUACAAUACUGUGGCUGGCCCGGGAAGGUACGGCCGAUUGCAAUGUUUGUCAGAGCAAUGGAGCGGCCUGCAUUAACUCGACCUCGUACUACAUGUGCUUCGGAGGCAUUACGCCGAAUCAGGAGCAACUCUACCAUUGCCUAGAUGGCUUCGAGUGCACCGACCUGAGAGCCAUUUGCGUGCAGAAAAACGCUCAACGGCCCCCGAGCUGUGGGAAUACGGCGCUGUGCGGGCAGUGCAGCGCCCAUAGAAACUAUUUGUUCGCCUGCCUGAGUCGAGGCAUCUUUCAGAUGUGUUAUGGGUCCUCGCAACCAGCUGGAAAAUUUGGAUACUGCCCCACUGGCUUCGUAUGCCAUGCGGGCAGCGAUGCUGUUUGCGUGCCAGAGAAUACAGUCUCAACCAUUACCUGCGAUGUCGCGGACGAACAGGUAGAUACAACAACAGUGCAGACAACGGACUCCACAACCGGCAGCACCAUGGAUAGCUCCUCGGAUUCCACUCCCAGUAGCACGGAAACUAGCACGCCCACCAUACGUUGGACGCCUUUAAGAGUCUGUGAGGAGAGGCGUGAAUCAGGACUCUUUCCAACCGUGCCGGAAGAUGUGUACUGCCAACGCUAUAUAUAUUGCUUUUAUAAAUUGGCUGUCAUAAAGGCGAUUGAGUAUACAUGCCCUGCGAAUACUUAUUUCCAAAUCGAGAAGCAACUAUGCACCACGAUUAAGCCCAGCUAUUGUCUGUAGAAUGUGAAAAUAUUCAAAUUAUACUCGUACAACUUAAUAUAUAAAUAUGGAAUAUAUAUACAAUUCAA